CGUCCACACACCUCUGCGCCCGCCACCCAUCGUUCUCCACUGUGAACUUGUGAACCAGCCAGCCACCGACUGCAGCUGCAGCUGCAGGAACAUUCGCAUGUAGUUGUGCAGUGCAACAGCAACAGCCACAGCCACACGAAGCCAUCGCCCCAAUCAAAUUUGUUAUGUUAUGCUGUGCUCCAUGCCAAUCAGCAACACAGCGCUCGCAUUGUUCGAACGCGCAUAACUAGCUCAGUCGCCAGUCGCCAAGCGCCGCACGCCCACAACAGUGGUGGCUGUUAUUGUUUCCCCCUUUGUCGGGUCGGCCCCCACUAUUGCCGCCUCUGGACAACCAAGUAAUGGUCUUGGUGAGCAACGAAUGGCUGAACAAUAAAGAUGACGAACAGAAAACAGAUCCAGCAACAUCGACGACAGCAUCGGGAGCAGUCGGAUCCCCAACAGUGAGCAACGGAGGAGCAUCGACUGGAACAGCCGCGAGGGGAUUGUUCGCGUCGGUGAGAGCAGCAGUUGGCGGAGGAGGAGGAGGGGCGUCGACUGUAAAACGCAAGAAAUCUCAAAGCUCCUUAAAUAUGGACUCGACAAACACAAUGAAGACGGAGCAGGAUCUUGUUCAGUCCAUGGAGAGGGAGAAGCACGAGCUGGAGACGGCGGACAGCAAUAAUGAGGACGAGUCGGACGAGAACCAGGAGAACAAUAAUGUGGAGGGCUCCGACUCAAACACUAACACAUUGCAGGGUACAAGCACUCCAGACCGUCGCAUGGCGUCCCAACUGCCUGCAUCCAGCCAGGUGCUACAGAUGACACUGAAUUCGGUUCUCAACGCCAACAACACGGCUGUGGGUGGGGGUGUUUCAUCGGCCAGCAGUCUUUUCACGUCAUUGGGCGGACACAACAACGGGGUCAUGCAAAGAGAGCAGAGGGAGGCGGACUACGGGACACUGUUGGUAGCACAGACACAGACACCGGGAUUGGCAUUAUCAUUGUCAUCCACUGAUCUAAACAUGAGCCCGGAGACGACUUCGGAAGCAGUCACGGCUAAGGGCGAAGCCAAAAUUGUGCUGCAGUGCGAGGCAAAGUCGCACAAGUUUGAGACGCGGUCCAUUCUGCUGCAGCCGAACCAGGAGUGCAAGGUUGGCCGUCUGAUAGCCAAGAGUAAGGCCAGCGAGGAAAACGCGAUCUUUGACUGCAAGGUCUUGUCCCGCAAUCACGCGAUGCUCUGGUACACACAGGACGGCCGGUUCUGGGUCAAAGAUACCAAGUCCAGCAAUGGCACCUUCAUCAACGACAACAAACUGGGCAAUGAUCCGGCCGAGCUUCACUUCGGCGACACGGUCAAGUUUGGCGUGGAGGUUAUCGAGAACUCGCGACAGGAGGUGCAUGGCUGCAUCAUAGCCAGGGUGACACUGUUCAUGCCCGAUGGCAGGGAGGCCAUCUCAAUCGAUUCGGAUCAGCUGCAGCUGCUGGGACCCAAUAGAAUUAGUUUCGACGAGAUUCAGCGCCUCAACUCAUUUCUCCAGGAAGCCGCGCAGAGGGAGAAGACCCUCAAGGCGAAAUUGAACAGUUUGCAGGGGGUGCUCGACGCCACGCGCAAGAACUCGGCCAUGUGCUGGCAGAGCAUGAUAACCGAGGACCAGCUGAUUCACAAGAUCAACCUUCUGGAGAAGAAACUGCAGAUGAUGGAGAAAAAUGUCCCAGAAAAUGCGCUGCGUAACGAGGUUGUAAAGAUGCUGGAGGACAAGACAACGUAUCAAUUAACUGCCAAAGAGGCUCUGCGCAAGGUGUACCAAGAGCGCUGCGAUGCUAUGCAAGCACUGUCGAGGGCACAGUUGGCGAAUGAGACCUCUGAAAAUGAGUGCGUACUACUGCGUGCUCAGAUCGGUACAUCGAAGCAGACGCUGCAGGACUUCAAUGCGCGGCUCGAGAAGCUUCAGCAGGAGUACAUGGACUACAAGAAGGAGUCGCUGCGUCAGCAACAGGAGGCUAAGGAACAGGAGGAACAGCGGUUGGAGCAGCAGAAGGAACAACUGGAGCGUGAGAUGGACGACCUGCGUCUGCAGGUGGUCCGACUCCAGAAAACCAUAGACGAGCAUGACAGCGAACAGAAGCUUCAAGAGCAGAGUGUCUUGCAGCAGCUGGACGCGGCUAUUCCCGACGAUGACGAUGAUGAAUAUGAGGACAACAGCGACGACGAAAGUUUGGACGAGGCGCAGGAAAAGGACUCAGCCGUAGAGCAAGCUUUUGACAUGGAAACGAAAGAUCAAGCAACGACAGGGCCUGGAAAUCGGAAGACUAAAACGUCCAAUCAAAAGAUCGAGUUUGAUAACAAGAAAAAGGUGAUUCGCAGAUCGCAGGUGAAGAAGUUGCUACAAAACUCAGAUCUCAACAGAGGCGCAUUAGGCGCCGAUGUGCUGAAGGCUAUCCUUAACGACGUCGGCUCCGAAGAUGAGGAUCAGGAGCAGAAUGAAGAGAUCGAUGUGCAGGAAUUAAACAUGCGACCUGAGCUUAGUGCGGGCAUUAAGCGAGAGGCGGCAAAAGCUGCAAGCGACGAAUUCAUUCACAAUUCGCCGAAGCAUGCGCGUCUGAAUGGCAUUGAUGAAAUGCUGGAGCAUCCGAAUAGCCAAUCGCAACCUGUAGGCUUGAUGCACAAGUUGAAAAGCCAAGAGACGCUGGUGCGCGAUGAGGAGAUUCCAAAUAUUGAACCUGAUUUCCCCACAGAUCAGGCUAUCGAAAUGCUGCAGGAGGAAUGUGAUAGUUACAAACAGAAGACGGUAUUGCUAACCAGCGACAUUCACUCUCUGAAAGAGCAGAUGGACAAUUUAAAGCAGCAACUUGAGCAGGAAAUUAAUCGUAACGCCCAUACAGAGCAGCCUAAAACGGAGACAGAAGCAAAGGAUGAGUCGGAGGCAGAGGCAGACGCAGACAAUGAGCCGCGUCAGGCGUCUGGCCAGGACAAGAGUCUUUGCCUGGACACUGAAAACGCCUGGGACGAGGACCUCGCAGCCAUAAACGACUCGCAGGUGGUACGCGAGGAGGAGCUAAUUGUCUACAAGGAACGCCUAGAACAAUCUGAGAGUAGCAAUGUACAGCUUAACAAUGAAAUCUUACAGCUUCGUCUCAAGCUGAAACAUGAGGAGCCCCAAAAUCAGCUACUUCUGUACCGGCUCGUGCCUUUGGGCUGCCUUGCUCUUGCUUGCCUCAUCUACUUCCUCUCCAUUCGCAUCUAGGACACCCCGAAUCAUCCCAGACCCCAAAAAAUACAAGCGCGGAGCUGUUGGAGCUAUUGAGCGGGAUUGCAAUCCGAAGGAGUCCGCCGCAUUUUCACAGUUAUACAUAAGUAGUCCCUUAGCCGAGCUUUAUUAUACCACAUUUGCUUUUCGACCCACUUUUGAGCACCAAAUUAAAAGUCGUAAAUUUAAAUUAAUCGUCGAACCAAAAUAAGAAAUAAUUAUACAAAUAUUUGAAAAGUGCAUAAUAAAAAUAACGAAACGCAAGGUUAGUUAAUUAUAAAA
Messenger RNA from Drosophila miranda, 3509 nucleotides. RefSeq names its product sarcolemmal membrane-associated protein-like. The transcript is spliced from 4 exons. The coding region runs from base 339 to 3224 and encodes 961 amino acids. The record is from RefSeq and is a predicted model, not a curated record. NCBI's taxonomy places the organism in Eukaryota, Metazoa, Arthropoda, Insecta, Diptera, Drosophilidae. Gene Ontology annotation, molecular function: protein binding.